GCGAGACACGAAGAAACAACGACUCUCUCGGAAAAUCGGAAAUGUUCUAAAGGGAUAAGCGCAGUGAGCUAGUAACACAAACGAGAUCAUGGCGGCCUGUUACAAUGCCUACAGCGCGGGAUCGCAGUCCUUUGAGUUCGACGAGGACGACGACGACGCCUCCUUCGACAGCGGCUACGAGAAGAGCUUCGAGACGGAGGCCCAGCUGAGCUCCCGCCGGCGCCUGGACUUCGAGGACCGCUAUGGCGGCACUCCGCCGACUGCCGCGGCGGUCCAGCUGCCGUACUCCGGCGGCAUCGCCUGGGACACCGUACCGCUCAACUCACCGCCGACGGGAGCGGGAUCGGGAGCGGGAUUCGUCGGCCUGCUGGACACGAGCAGCAACCACAGCACGCGGAGCGGCAGAACGCUGGUGGAGCACCUGAACAGCCGGGCCUCGAGCGGCACCUUCGACCCGCCGCUGACCAGUACGCCGAUGAAGUCGCCCGAGGAUGCGGAUGCGCCGCGCCAGAAGCGGAAGUAUGCCGUCGGCAAGAACCGGGUGACGCGCUCGCGCAGUCCCACCCAGGUGGUGCGGAUCAAGCGGUUUCGCCGCAUGAAGGCCAACGACCGGGAGCGCAACCGGAUGCACAACCUGAACGAUGCGCUGGAGAAGCUGCGGGUCACGCUGCCCUCGCUGCCGGAGGAGACGAAGCUGACGAAGAUCGAGAUCCUGCGCUUCGCGCACAACUACAUCUUUGCUUUGGAGCAGGUGCUGGAGAGUGGCGGCUCGAUCAAUUUGGACCUGGAGAAGCUGCAGAACUUCACGCUGAGUGGCGAGCGGAUCACCAAGGAGCUGUUCGAUGCGCUGUUCGUGAAUCCGCAGCCCUAUCCCAUGUUCGGCUGUGGCCGGAUGUUUCCCUAUGGCCAGAGUCAGUCUGCUCCGCCGACGGACCAUCAGCCGGCGAUGGGUGGCUUCCAGCAGAGCAUGGCCAUGGGUAUGGGCAUGGACUACCCGCAGCAGCAGCAGCAGCAGCAGCCGCCAGGAUUCGACUUCACCGGCAGCAUGCGGUUGUACCACCACCAACAACAACAACAACAACAACAGCAGCCACCUCACCAUCUGCAGCCAGCUAAUCCCCGCCAGGAGUCCAGCCCGCAGCAGUUCUCGCAGGAGAAAUACGAUCUGUUCAGGGGCUCCUUCGAGGCAGCUGCCAAUCUGCAGCCGGCCAACUUGGACUCGGGAAUUCACCAGCAGAGCAGCUUCUACACGCAGACGCCACCGUGGAAGGACUAUCCGGAGGAUCAGGCACAUCCGCACAGCUACAAGCAGUUCGCCCCGCAGGUGUAGCACACUUUUGGGGGCCAAAAACCGCGAUCUAAGGUCUUUCAGCGUGAUAUAUUUGAAGAUUGCUGGGAUACGCAGGAAACUGAUUUAAGGAAAUCCUCAGGAGAUACUCCCCUGACUUACUUUGAAAGUAAUUAAAAGUGACUUACGGAUCUUAUCCCUCGAUUUCCUUACUUUACUUUCCUCGAAUCCCUCGCAAUCCGUUGAUAUUGGUAGUAAGUGAGACACAAAUUGACUGCUUAGAUUAUCUUUAUAUUUGCAACUUGGAAAUACUUGGAAAAAACCCAAGUUGUAAACUCCAGCUAAUCUUUGAACUCAAUUAAUUUCAUGUUAUAGAGAGAUCCUCAAUAGACGAACCAUUGCAGUCUUAUACAAAAAUCUAUAUCUAUAUUUACUUAACACUAAGUCAAUAAUUUCACAUUUACUUUAUGUCCAUGUCAAAAUGCAUUGGUUUCUUUCUUGCGGAUCUCUAGUGAAUAUUUGAAUUAAGAGUGCUUAUCCCAAAAUAACACUCUUUCUCUCAACAUAUUCCCCGACUUCUUGACUAUAUAGUACAAAUCGGUUGUCCAUUUAGUGUAAGCGGAUACGUACCUUGCCAUCGUAGACAUAAGCAUACACAUAAGCCACUGAAAUGUACCAGGUAUUAGUCAUAGUUAAUCUUAUGGAUGUACAAUCGAUUAAGUAUUUGGAUAAGCAGGUUAUGCCAGAUUCUAUAUCAGUUAUUGCAAUGCAAGGAAAGCGAGCUAGUCAGGGCCACAACUUUAAAGUGAUAAGAUUGAAUUUCGAUGUAAAGCCAUAAAGAUUUAUUUUUGCAAAUAAAGUUGACGAUCAAAACGA
Drosophila elegans is the source of this 2164-nucleotide messenger RNA. It is a transcript of the gene tap, whose product is annotated as basic helix-loop-helix neural transcription factor TAP. Bases 89 to 1330 code for a protein of 413 amino acids. The transcript has a single exon. The record is from RefSeq and is a predicted model, not a curated record. NCBI's taxonomy places the organism in Eukaryota, Metazoa, Arthropoda, Insecta, Diptera, Drosophilidae. Gene Ontology annotation, molecular function: protein dimerization activity.